Pyricularia oryzae 70-15 is the source of this 1427-nucleotide messenger RNA. Its product is annotated as cystinosin. Gene Ontology annotation, biological process: L-cystine transport. The transcript has 2 exons. The record is from RefSeq and is a predicted model, not a curated record. Gene Ontology annotation, molecular function: L-cystine transmembrane transporter activity. Gene Ontology annotation, cellular component: fungal-type vacuole; vacuolar membrane. Bases 184 to 1023 code for a protein of 279 amino acids. Lineage: Eukaryota; Fungi; Ascomycota; Sordariomycetes; Magnaporthales; Pyriculariaceae.
CGGGGUUGCAGACUGUGGCAACAAUUGACCUGUUGACAAUUCAUACCACUCAGCACUUUCACUGGUCGCCGAGGCUUCUGUCAAUUUAUUUCACGCGCCCAGAAUCAAAGCCUCUCAUCACACAUUUGAAAUUGUGUAGCAACGCGCAGUUUUGUUUUUUGACUGGAUUCAGUCGUCGCCAAGAUGGACUUGCUCCCUUGGGUGUCAUGGCUCUUUGGCUGGGUUUACUUCACAUGCUGGAGCCUUUCAUUUUACCCACAGCCAAUACUGAAUAACCAACGACAGUCGACAACAGGGACCACAAUUGACUUUCCACUGUCCAACUGUCUGGGCUUCUUCUCUUACUUUAUCUACAACCUUGCUCUGUGCUACUCGCCCAUUAUCCGCAGCCAGUAUGCUGCGCGCAACCAUGGGCUUGAGCCAACCACGCGCUUCAACGACGUCGUCUUUUCUCUCCACGGGUUCAUCCUCUCUUGUGUCACGACGAGUCAGUACAUUCCUGGCUUAUGGACCGGGUUUGAACGCGCCCCCGUCAGCCAACGCCCGAGCCGCUGGAUGCUGGGCAUCAUCACCGGCUGCAUCGUAGGCGUCGCUGCCGUGUUCCUUUUUGUGGCCGGUAGGGAAGGCCCAGGCACGGACCCGGCGCGAGACUGGUGCUGGCUCGACGUUAUGUACGCCGUGAGCUACGUCAAGCUUAUUGUCACCCUCGUCAAGUACACGCCGCAGGUCAUAGUGAACCAUCGCAACAGGAGCACCAAGGGCUGGAGCAUCUCGCAGAUCGCCCUGGACUUUUCGGGCGGUCUCCUCAGCAUCGCGCAGCAGAGCAUAGACAGCUACCUGCAGCACGACUGGUCGGGUUUCACCGGCAACCCGGUCAAGCUGGGGCUUGCCAACGUAUCUAUGAUCUACGACAGCAUUUUCUUUGUGCAACACUACGUUCUCUACCCGUCGUCCACCUCAGCUAAGGGUCCCGAGGCCGAGGGGCUUUUGGGGCGUGACGAAGAGGAAAGGAGGCUGGACUAGACUGUAUCGUAGUACAUAUGUACAUAGGUGCCUGCUAUUUGGGUUCUACCUGCAUCUGUCCAUAGAUAUCAUUGCGUCGAGUCCAUUUCAGGGCUUAAUGCGGAGCAUAGCGCAUGUUCUCUGUGAGCAGCGAAACAUCAACGUCAGUUGUUGGCUAUCAGCAAACAUGAGAUACCUUUGAGACGCUCGCAAAGUCAUCAGGCAUGUCAUGGGUGAGUUUUUAGGAUGGAUUUCAAACAACAGGCAUUAUCACGACCAGCGGAGUAUAGAUUUAAAUUAGCCCAAAUUCCUGCUCAAUCCGAACUUUGUACAGUUCUGUACAGUAUGGUACAAGGCCAAGAUGGUGCGGUGAAGUAAGCAGAUCCCACGACGCCACAGAUCAUCAGUCAAUUCUAGAUAUUGAU